Messenger RNA from Anguilla rostrata (American eel), 3080 nucleotides. RefSeq names its product PH domain containing endocytic trafficking adaptor 2 (gene pheta2). NCBI's taxonomy places the organism in Eukaryota, Metazoa, Chordata, Actinopteri, Anguilliformes, Anguillidae. The transcript has 3 exons. Bases 1239 to 2054 code for a protein of 271 amino acids. Gene Ontology annotation, biological process: retrograde transport, endosome to Golgi; endosome organization; receptor recycling. Gene Ontology annotation, cellular component: recycling endosome; trans-Golgi network; early endosome. The record is from RefSeq and is a predicted model, not a curated record.
CUGUAGUGUUGACGUGGACAGUAUGCCAAUUUGUGCGUUAGCCUACCAGGAAGUGGGUCGAGUUAUUUAUGUUUCACAACAUCGAGGCAGCAACGAUAGGUGUGUGUAUAGCCUACCUAUCAGUAACCUGAUACUGGAGUUAAAAUAUUAACGUGUUUUCGGCACAUGCUUCAAACUCUAGAUAGGACAUCGUUUGAAAACAUUUUAUUUUCGGACACAUUUCCUGGGAGUUAAAACGUAUUUUUCGGAAAUGCGGAAGCAGAGAGACAGAUAGAUACGAGGGCGAGAGACAGAGGAGCUUGUAAAACGUUUUGCCUACCUGAACUGCCGGUAAGUAAAACAUUUUCUAAGGUAAGUGUAGGCUUCUUCUCUUUUGUAAAGCCCACUAAAACUUAAAUUAUCGUAGCAUUAACUUUAUUUUGUGCCAAAAACAUUAUUGGUGCUGUUAAACGUUUUAAUAAACUCUAUUAUUCAGUAAUAUUUAAACAAAAUAAUUUAUGGGGGAAAGGCGCCUGUCGUACGCGAACGUCGGGGAAUGUUUGUCAAGGUUGUCUAGUAUACGAGUUAAUGGACUGGGCGAUCGAAGGAGAUGGCUGCAUUGAAAGGGUACAUUUAGAAAAAGCAUAUAUUUUCAAACGCUAAUUCCGUGUAGGCUAAGCCACGGUUAUGCAUGGCAUAUUAUUUGUUCUUUUACAGGUAAUAUAGCCUACCAUGGGGACAGCAGUGUAGUAUAAUGGGUAGGGAAAUGGCCUUAAAGGUCACAGGUUUGAUUCCCGGAUAGGACACUGCUAUUGUACCCUUGAGCAAGAUGCAACCUGCAUUGCUUCAGUAUAUCUCCAGCUGUAUAAAUGGAUGCAAUGUAAUGCUAUGUAAAAGUUGUGUAAGUCGGAUAAGAGUGUCUGCUAAAUGCCUGUAAUGUAACCAUGGUUUACCCUUUUCAUGAUGAACAUAGCACAUUUUCAACUUGAAUAUGAAUUGUUAAUUGCCCCGGUAGCUAUUCAGUGUCUUUGGACAAAUUUUCCAAAAUAAUUGUGGGGAGACACUGUAAAUUUAUAUGGUUGAAAAUGUAAUUUAGGGUGGUGUUCAUUGUGACUGUUAAAGUUAUGGCUAACUGAAAUAUUGUAGUGAUGUAAAGUAUUGUACUGCCAUAAAUUGUACAAACAUGCAUGUGUGUAUUUGUUCUGGACAAAGUUCUUUCACUCUUUGCAGACGGCUUUCCUUAGGCAGGGGGUGUUGUAAUGAAGCUCCAUGCGAAGAUCCUGACCCACUACUUGUCAUGCAGCUCACCUGUUGAUAAAGAGGGUUAUCUGUAUAAGAAGGGAGAAAGGAACACUUCUUAUCAGAAGCGUUGGUUCACACUGAAGGGCAACCUUCUGUUCUACAAAGAUCGCCCAGGGGACCGUGACCUGAUUGGAGUGAUUGUUCUAGAAGGAUGCUCAGUCCAGCUGUGUGAAUCUGAGGAGCAGUUUGCUUUUUCGCUGGUGUUCAGCGGGACAGGCCUCAGGACCUAUAAGCUUGCGGCUGAAGACCAGCAGAGUCAGGAGAGCUGGAUCAAAGCCCUGCUUUCAGCCAAUCACAGCUUCCUGUCCUUGCUGGUGAGAGACCUGGAGACACAGUAUGAAGAAAUUAGAAGAGAAACCUUAGCCAGUGAUACCUAUCAGCACUCCACUGUAAUUGGUCCAGACGCUGAUAAACUGGCCCAAUCCCUGAUUUCCAUGAACUCAGGCCCCUCCUCCCUAAAUCCCAGGCCAGCAGUGAGGGAGGGACGAAGCUAUAGCACAAAUUACUUGCUACAAGCCCCUCCUACUUCUACCAAGCCUGUUACUAAGAAGUCUCCAAAACUCUGGCCUAAGAGAAAUGCCCAUGUCACACCUAUAAUUGGCCCUGUCCCACCUCUUGGGGAAUGGCCCUUAGUGGGGUCUGGACCCUUUAAGAAUUUUGGUGAACUGCAUGAGCACUAUGGAAAGGAAGUGAAGGAGCUGAGAGCUGAUUGGCUGCAGAAGAAGCUGGAAGAGGAGGGUAAGCUAGAGGGUGAUCUAAUUGAUUUUGGGUGAGAGAGGAACUGGACAAUGUUCUGACAAUCUAUGAUGUCAAAGAAUAUUAAAAUCUGAAGUGAAUUUCUUAAACCCAGUUUAAGUGUUUGAAAGCGAUUUUUCUGUGUUUUUUCUAUAUCCUCCAGUCUUUAUUUUUUUUUGCAUUUUUACCAACAUCAGAAUUUAGCUUUAAUCUUAUUUGCUACCAAACGUCAUGUGAAGAGUUUAAUUAGUUGUGCUGGUUUUUCAGGGGACCGCGCCUUACUGUAGUUGUCCAGUAGGUUCUCAGUGUGUUAUUGAAGACACAGGUAACUGAAACAAUAAUUAUGAACUGCUGUACUCAAGCUUGUUUCUCCUGGUUUUAGCAAGCUUCCUAAACAAUUCAGUUUCAAAUAGUGUACUAUUUUCAUCCAAGAACUUUGCAUGUAUCAUGUAUCAUAAAAUGGUAAGUGGCUACAUAAUGGGAUUACAGAGACUACUAUUUCAAGAUGAUUUGGGUAAUUCAGGUUUAAAUUUGACUGCAAUAAUACAAUAUGUAAGCUGUAUAAUAUUUAGCUUCCUAUGUUUAGCUGCAGAUAUUCAUAUCAUGGGGCCCUAUCGCUGACUGAUGUUUAUGGUGGCAGAGACUCCACCGUUCUGUGGUAUGAAACCCUAGCCCAGAAUAGUACAUUAGUUCAUAACUUCAGUCUGUUCCAGUCCUUUUAAUGCAGAGGUUAAGAGUGACUAAAUUUCAGGUCAUUUGACCUGAAUAUUUAAUCUCAUUUUACUCUGAAACCCAUACUGUUCUGAUUUCAAGGCAGCUUUACCAACCAAAAUAUAAAGUGUAUAAGUGCUAUAAAUACCCAGCUUUGGGUAGAACGUGCUUUGGACCUCUGUAGUUGUCAACACUUGUUACUCAAGAUACUGUAAAAUGUAAUUUUAUGUCCAAUCAACAGGUGAUAUGAUACAAUGGGAAAUAGGGAAAGUUGUCAAUUUUCUGUGAAAACUUUUGUUAAAUUAUUUGUGUGUAGAAUAUCUGUACCUGAAUAAAUGAUUGAAGACAUUUUA